CGGGUGAAGAAAACGCGGACUGAGAUCCAGGCGCAUGUAAAUACUCCUUCCUUAGGCGAAACUCUUGAUCCACUCCCACGCUUUCCACCCCUUCACCUCCCAAACACUCGCCCAGCGCACUCACACACAGGGGAAGCUCUGCUGCACAGCUCCCGCCUCAGCAGCUCCGAGCCCGGGUGUUCAGCAGCAGGUGGACCGCCAUCACUCACUCAGUACGGCGCUCUGAGAGGGGUCUCUGAGGGUCUGAGCUCACCUGCUGCUGCUGCUGCUUUUGUUCACUCAGCUUUAGCUAGUAAAUCUAAAGGAGAAUCGACGAGGAAGGAACUUUGUUUUCUUCUAUUUGUGCGGAUCGGACAUUUUAAAGCUUCACCGGUGGAUGGUGCGGGUGCGUGCAGGCGCGCGCGCUCCCGGACGGCGCUGGCCAGCUCAGGCAUGGAGAAGUACGAGAAGAUCGGAAAGAUAGGAGAGGGAUCGUACGGGGUCGUGUUCAAGUGCAGAAACAAAGACACGGGUCAGAUCGUGGCCAUCAAGAAGUUCGUGGAGUCUGAGGAUGACCCUGUCAUCAAGAAGAUCGCGCUCAGAGAGAUCCGCAUGCUAAAGCAACUGAAGCACUGUAACCUGGUGAACUUGAUCGAGGUUUUCCGCAGGAAGAGGAAGCUGCACCUGGUGUUUGAAUACUGCGACCACACCGUCCUAAACGAGCUGGAUCGAUACCCCAGAGGAGUUCCAGAAUACCUUGUCAAAAGCAUCACGUGGCAAACUCUGCAAGCUGUGAACUUCUGCCAUAAACAAAAUUGUAUCCACAGAGAUGUGAAGCCAGAGAAUAUACUCAUCACUAAACACCAAGUCAUCAAACUCUGUGACUUUGGCUUCGCUAGAAUCCUCACGGGGCCAUGUGACUAUUACACAGACUAUGUGGCUACUAGGUGGUACCGGGCUCCAGAGCUGCUGGUGGGGGACACUCAGUAUGGGCCUCCGGUGGAUGUGUGGGCAAUAGGCUGUGUGUUUGCGGAGCUCCUCUCUGGUGCCCCCCUAUGGCCUGGCAAAUCAGAUGUAGACCAACUUUAUCUCAUCAGGAAAACCUUGGGUGAUUUGAUCCCCAGGCAUCAGCAGGUCUUCAGUAAUAACCAGUUCUUCAGUGGAGUGUGUGUUCCUGAGCCUCAGGAAAUGGAGCCUCUAGAGCAGAAGUAUCCAAACAUAUCCUACCAGGCGCUGAGUCUGAUGAAGGGUUGUCUGUGUAUGGACCCGGCUGAGAGGUUAAGCUGUGAGCAGUUGUUGGAGCACCCGUAUUUCGACAGUCAGAGGGAGGAGACGGAGAGUGCCACGCGGGAGCUGGAGCGAGCGAAGAGGCGAGCACAACGCCAACCCCGUAAACACCUUCCCCCAGGGUACUUACCUCAGCUGACUGGCAGUAGUAUCUUUCCAGUUGUGGACAACAGGAAAUACUACAACAACCUGCGCAAAUUCAACUACCAUUUUCCCAACAUCUAACUAAUAAUGAACCAAAUUCACCAAUCCACCCCUAUAAAUACUGUUUUACA
This is a messenger RNA of Astyanax mexicanus (Mexican tetra), 1541 nucleotides long. RefSeq names its product cyclin-dependent kinase-like 1 (CDC2-related kinase) (gene cdkl1). Gene Ontology annotation, cellular component: nucleus. The transcript has 10 exons. Lineage: Eukaryota; Metazoa; Chordata; Actinopteri; Characiformes; Acestrorhamphidae. The coding region runs from base 433 to 1491 and encodes 352 amino acids. Gene Ontology annotation, molecular function: ATP binding; cyclin-dependent protein serine/threonine kinase activity. The record is from RefSeq and is a predicted model, not a curated record. Gene Ontology annotation, biological process: protein phosphorylation.